This is a messenger RNA of Mercenaria mercenaria, 5438 nucleotides long. RefSeq lists its product as uncharacterized. The transcript has 2 exons. The coding region runs from base 183 to 2444 and encodes 753 amino acids. NCBI's taxonomy places the organism in Eukaryota, Metazoa, Mollusca, Bivalvia, Venerida, Veneridae. The record is from RefSeq and is a predicted model, not a curated record.
ACUCUGCGGCACAUCGUGUAGCAGAGUACCGUUGUCCUCACGGACACUGAUUUACAAACCGGUUUGACUGGUAUUGUUUGUUAGAGCGUAUAGUGAGAUACGUAAGAGGAUUAGAUACAUGUUUAAAUCAGUUCUAGCGAUACUCUCUUGUGGCGACAUCGUUAUACUCUCACCAGUAAGAAAUGGAUGCAAACAUCGAUGAACGCGUUGAGCAGAAGUUACGAGAGCACAGAUCGUCUUUGUUGACGGACAUGGAGAAAAUAAUAACUAAGAUAAGUGAUAAUAAUGCUCAAAAAUUUUCAAAUUUAUUAAAUGCUGGAAUUCCAAAAUUUAAGAGAAAGUCAAACGAAGAACAGUACAAGUACAAUAGCAAAGUAGGCGUAGCUUUGGAUGAAGCUGAGUCAUUGUUAUCUGACGAAAAAACGGACGAAUGUAGUAGGAAAAUAGCAGAAGCAAAAGACCUGGUUUUACACCGGCAAAAGUUAAUACGACUGGCUGACAAUUCGGAAUUGGGAUGGAGAGUCGUACACGAGUACGAAUGUAAUCCUCUUGCCGACAACUCGGAUGACGAAAAGCGUAUGAUGCAGGCCGAAUCAAGGGCCAAUCGAAAGUUCAAGGCAGAGAAGAAGCGUUCGACACGCCGAUCUUGGCCAUACAGGAGACCCACGUCUACCGUCACGGCUCCACAGGCGACAGUCGCAUCGACCACGCCCACGCAACCUAGACGUCCCGGGCUUUGUUUUGAUUGUGGCAAGCCCGGACAUUGGAAAGGAGCGCCGGAAUGCGCAGCAAAGGCUUCCAAUAACAAGAUGAGUAUAAAUUUGUUAUGUACAUUAGAUCAGAAAAAUGACGGGCAGUCUAAAAUUAUGGGUCCGGAAGAGCCCACUGAAACCUUAUCUCCUGUAGGUAGGUUGAAAGAAAAGUAUCAUAAAUGGAAAGAGGCAACUGGAAGUGAUUACAUAUUGAAUGUUAUUGAUAAAGGAUAUAAAUUACCCUUUAAAACAAUUCCGGAAGGAACAAUACUUAAAAAUAAUCGUUCAGCCAGAGAAAAUGUUUCGUUUGUAGAGCAAGAAAUUCAAGAUUUAUUAGAUAAAGGUAUAAUAUCAAAAUCAGAAAAAACACCAAAGGUAGUCAACCCCCUCACUGUAGCUAUAAAUAAAAAAGGGAAAAAGAGAUUAGUUUUAGAUUGCAGAUAUAUAAAUCCCCAUUUACACCAAUUCAAAAUUAAAUUUGAGGAUAUAAAAAUAGCAGAGAAAUUAUUCGAAAAGAACUCCUUUUUAUUUACAUACGACUUAAAAGGAGCUUAUCAUCAUAUUGACAUUUUUUAUGAGCACAGAACUUAUCUAGGGUUUUCGUUCCCUGAGAACGGGUCCAAAAAAUAUUACGUGUUUAAUUCUUUACCAUUCGGAAUAAAAACAGCUGGGCACAUAUUCACAAAACUGUUGAGAAUAGUUGUUUCAUAUUUGAGAUGCAAAGGACACAAAAUCAUUAUGUUUUUGGAUGAUGGUAUAGGCGGUCAUAACUCUCUUAUGAAUGCAAUCACUUCCAGUGAUUAUACAAAACAAACUUUCAUUGAUUUUGGGUUUUUACUAGCACACGAGAAAUGCGAAUGGGUACCGAAACAAAAGGUAACGUGGCUUGGUCAUGUGUUAGAUGUGGAACAUAAUCUAUUGUUCAUUACUGAAAAUAGAAUACGGGGAUUAGAGUCUUCCAUAGAAUCUCUUCUAUAUCAGGUCAGUAUAUCAAAACAUAAAUUAGUACCUGUUAGAUAUCUCGCAAGUGUCGUAGGACAGAUCACUUCUGUACAAAGUGUCAUAGGUAACAAAGUACGGCUUUUAACCAGAUAUUUAUUUAAUUGUAUUAAUUCUAGAGCCAGCUGGAAUGCUCCAGUAAUGAUCACAGAAAACGCAAUUGACGAAUUACAAUACUGGAGACAAAACGUACGUUCUUUAAACAAAAAUGGUAAAAACAUUGAUAAGAAAGAAAUAUGCAUGUAUAACGUGUUUGCAGAUGCAAGACAAUUAGGCUACGGAGGGUACGUUGAAUUGAACAACUCUCAGUGCCCUUCAAAAAAUACACUAGGUGAUGACGUCAUGGGGCGUCGCAAAAGUCAAGGUUUUGAUAACCAGUCAGAUGUUUACUGUAAGCAUGAUGCACAAGCAGGUAACGUAUUCUCAGAAAUUGAAUACAAAGAUGAUAGCUUGUCCCCGGAAGCGGACAUUAUAAGUAAUUCUGGAGUAUUUGGAGGCGUAAAUGCCGAUCACGUAUUCCCGGAAGUGAAUACGAUAUUAGAAUCCCCGGAAGUGGAUAGUGGUAUAGUACCAAACAGAUGCACGUUCCCGGAAGUGGACAAAAUUUCUAAUAUGAUAACCUCGGAAAAGGUUGAUUACAAACAUUUACAUCAACGUGAGUCAUUUAAUACCAAAUCGGAAGUACAAAUGUAGUUGGUAUUUCAACUGGUAGUGGUAAGUCCACAUUUACAAAUUCAGAAGUAAUCGGAUCAUGGUCAAAAAUGGAACAGGGCCAUAGUUCGACUUGGCGUGAGGCCGAAGCCGUAAGUAGAGUACUGCGCUCACACGAAGAGGCGCUUAAAGGUUCUUAUGUGAAAGUAUACUCAGACAACAAAAAUGUCUCUUCAGUGCUUUUAAACGGUAGUAAUAAAAACAAUAUACAUAAAAUAGCUGUAGAUCUGAAUAAAUUUUGUGAUCAAAAUUGCAUUGUACUUUGUCCAGAGUGGAUUCCACGGGAGCUUAACACAGAGAGUGACUAUUUAAGCAGAUGCUCUGAUUCAGAUGACUGGUCAAUAUGUCCGAGUAUAUUUAAGGAAUUAGAUCGUAAAUGGGGUCCUCAUACAAUCGACAGAUUUGCGUCACAUUUAAAUAACAAAUGCAGUCGAUUUAAUUCCCGUUGGUGGGUACCCGGGACAGAAGCGGUUGAUGCUCUAAUGCAGUCCUGGGGCUCCGAACUUGAAGUGAACUGGUUAGUUCCACCACCUAGACUUGCAUUAGCAUGUAUAAGAAAAUGUCUGAAAGAAAAAGCUGUUAGUACAUUGACUGUACCAAAGUGGGUCAGUGCGCCGUAUUGGCCGUGGUUGUUUGAAGAGCAGAGAGGAUUCAAACCAUACAUACACGAGGUUCGAGUUAUUGGCAAAAAUUGCAUUAUUUCAGGCAAUGGCAAUAACGGCAUUUUUGGAAAAAGUGUCUUACCAUUUGAUAUGGUAGCAUUCAAAUUUGUACCAUAAUAUAUAGCAUACGGUAUAAUAAGAUAUCAUGCAGUACUAAUGUAUUUAUUUCUUUAUUAGGUGUUGACUUAGUUACCACGCUGAAAAGGAAAGCCGAUGAAGCCGGAUUUAUAGAGAACUCGACUCAUAUGGCAGAAAAAAUGGCUAGUUACUUACUACAAUCCAAAGCAGAUAACACUGUAAAUAAAUAUUUCAAUUCGUUUACACAAUUUGAAAAAUUCUGCCACAAAAAUAAACUCGUUUCCAAACCGGCACAUCCCUUCACGGUUGGGCUUUAUUUCACCAGUUUAAUGGACGAAGGAAAAUCUAAUCACGUUGUGACAUCAGCUUUUUACAGUAUUAAAUGGGUACAUAACAUUAAUGAUAUGGAGGAUCCGACAGAAAGUCCUGUUGUGAAACAAUUACUAGAAGCAGCCAAGCGUACACACUCCAAACCAGUAUGUAAAAAGGACGUUGUAUCUACUCAUGAACUGCAUUCUUUGUGUUCCAUGUUCAUUGACAGUGAUGAUAUAUGUAUUUUAAGGGACUUGUCUAUGAUUAUGAUUACCUACGCAGGUUUUAUGCGAAUUAGUGAGGUAUUGAACUUAAAAUGUAAAGAUGUGCGUUUCAGUGAAGAUCACGUGACAAUAUAUGUAUCGAAGAGCAAAACUGAUAUUUAUCGUAAUGGUUCAGAUAUAGUUAUUUCAAAGGGCAGCACUUCGGCGUGCCCGUAUGUCUUGUUACAGAAAUAUAUGAACGCCGCAAAUUUGAAUGAUAAGCCUGACGAAUUUUUAUUUAAACCAGCUUUAAGGUCGAAAAAUGUUGUAUCUCUUGUAAAGGUUAACAAGCCUCUUAGUUAUACUAGAGCUAAGGAAUGUAUUGUAAGUAAAUUAAAAUUAGUUGCACCAAAUAGAAAUCUUGGUACGCAUUCUCUCAGAGCCAGUGGUAUCACUGAAGCAGCUAAAAGUUCUGAUAUCUCUGAAAGAUGUCUAAAGAGACAUGGGAGGUGGAAGUCUGACAUUGCCAAAGAUGGUUAUGUUAAGGAUUCAAUUGAGAAAAGGCUCGCGGUUUCAAAAAAGCUCGAUUUAUAAUAGCGUUAGCAAUUGUUCAUACAUAAAGAGCAUUGAAUUUGAAGAUAUUUCCCAAUCUAUACUUUGCUUGUUCUAUAGUCGUUUCGCAAAUCGCAAACGGAGUUUGUCUUUUGUUUGUAAGGAAGGUAGUUAGGACUAUUUGUACUCUGCGGCACAUCGUGUAGCAGAGUACCGUUGUCCUCACGGACACUGAUUUACAAACCGGUUUGACUGGUAUUGUUUGUUAGAGCGUAUAGUGAGAUACGUAAGAGGAUUAGAUACAUGUUUAAAUCAGUUCUAGCGAUACUCUAAUUGUGGCUUCAAAUUCAAUGCUCUUUUACAGGAGUAAAACGCACAAAUAAGCGUUAUGUAUAAUGAGUAUUUGCAUGCUUACAUAGAAUGUUCAAAGUAUCAUACUUAUUUAAGUGUUUAAGACUAUUUAUCUGCAUGUUUACGUACAGUGUUCAAAGUAUCAUAGUUUACUUUUUUGAAAGCUUUAACAUACAUGUGAAAUUGUAAUAAAGAUUGUUUUUGUAGUGUAUAGAAGUAUAAACUGUCCGAGUAUUCGGAAAUAUCCAAUUUAUAUCAGUGUGCAGUUUAUGGUAUCACGCAAAGGUUUAUUUAGGAAAUACUUAAUGUAAUUGAAACCGUAACAUGUAAUACUGUUAUUUUAUAGAGUAGGCACACUAUUACAAUAUGUAUUCAUAAAUGUAUCAAAAUGUCAUGAAACGAGAAUAUCCCGCCGUUUCUUGUCCGGAGAGAUGUCCAAGCCAGCCGCGGGUACAGGGUUCCAGAGGGUUUUUUACUCAAAGAGUUUUAUCUCUGGUUUUACCUGUGCAGCUAGAGGUCUCGUCGAUGGGCAUAUCAGACAUAUAUAUUUUAACAUUAUAAACAUGAAAUUUUGUCACUGUUAAAGUAUGAAAAUAUUUGAUGUCAUUGAUAUCUUAAAUUAUUGUAACAUAGUGAAUAUUACAUGCAUAGUGAAUAUUACAUGCAUAAGUACACAUGUCAUUAUUUCAUGCAUAUGAGUUUGGUUCACUAUUACAGUGACUUAGAUUUUACAUGUUAUUGUACGCAAUGAUACUUGUAAUGACUUCUUAACUCUUGUAAUAAUGUCGUCACAAUAUAGUCGUUUCGCAAAUCGCAAA